Molecule: messenger RNA, 1887 nt
Organism: Plasmodium reichenowi
Lineage: Eukaryota; Apicomplexa; Aconoidasida; Haemosporida; Plasmodiidae
Exons: 5
Coding region: 1-1887 (628 amino acids)
Source: RefSeq, a predicted model, not a curated record
AUGAUAGAUUCUAAAAAAAGGAAUAAGAGUAGACAAAAAAAAAAUGAUGAAAUAGAAAAUGUGGAUAAUCCACAUAAGGAGGAAAUUACUAAGAGAACUAAGAAAGAAGAUAAAUCAACACAAUAUGAUAUUAGUUUUAAUCAAAAUAUGGAUAUAUUUAUAAAUGAAGGAUAUUAUGUGCAAAGUUGUAUUAUUAAAGAAUUAGAAAGUCAUUUUAAUGAUAAUGAAGGGAUAACCAAUGUAUAUUAUAUAUAUGAAGAAUUAAAAAUAAAUGAAAACAUUAGUACUAAGGUAUAUUUCUAUACAUGGUUUUAUUAUUUUGAAAAUAUGAUAUUAAAGCUAGACAAUUUUUUAGAUAUGAUAUUAAAUUAUUCUUAUUACUUAUUGAACGAUUCAUGUAAUAAAGAACGCAUCUUCUUUUUAAUUGAGACACCCCUUAAAUUAAAUAUACAUAAAUGUAUUGACAGCACAGGGCAUAUCACUAUAAAUUUUAAUCAUAAAAUGUUUAAAAAUAUUGAAAAACUAAUUUCAGAACAAGAGAUAAAUAAUACAAAUAAAAAAAAAACAAAAAAAAAUAAAAAGGAUUAUGAUAAUACUAUAGAUGAAAAUUGUGAAUCAAAUAGGAAUAAUCAAAAUAUUAAGUCACCUAACAAAUCAAUUGAUAUGGAAGAUGAUAUUGAAGAUGAUAUUGAAGAUUAUAUUGAACAUAAUAUUGAACAUAAUAUUGAACAUAAUAUUGAACAUAAUAUGGAACAUAAUAUGGAACAUAAUAUUGAACAUAAUAUGGAACAUAAUAUGGAACAUAAUAUGGAACAUACUAUUGAAGAUGAUAUUACAAAUGAUAUACAGAAUGAAAAAGAAGAUUAUAUAAUUAAUUUUUUAAAACAACAAAAAAUAAAAAGUAUCCUAUAUAUUAAUGAUAUUUUCGAACCUGAACAUUUAUCUAUUUUAUUUCUACUUCAUACAGGAAUAAAAGAUGAAACCAUAAAUUGCAUAGAAAAAACAUAUACAGAUGGAGUAUUUAAUGAUCAAUAUUUAAAUAAAUCUGAUUACAAUGAAUUUGGAAUAUUAAAAGGGUAUGAUAUUAUAUUAUUAAGAUAUUCAUAUGAAGUUAUAUAUUUUUAUAAAGAAAAAAAUACAUCCUUAUUCUCUGAUUAUACUAUACAGAAUAAAGAUGACGAACAAAAUGAACGGAAAAUGUGUUACCCUCUAAAUCAUAACAAUAAUGAAAUUGGGAAUUUAAAUAAUGAAAAUGAAAUAAAUAAUUUUCAUAAUAAUAAUAAUUUUUAUUAUGAACACAUAUUAAAUGAUCAAAAUAAAUAUCCUAUUAUGCUUACGUGGAAACCUCAUUUAAGAUAUGUAAAUAAUUCUACACGAAUUGUACUUUUAGAUGCACUAAAUAUAUCUUCCGGUAUGGAUGGAUAUAUUGAUGAUAAAAAUUUUAAUUUUGAUGUUCUAAUAAAUGAUGAAUAUUCUUAUUUAGUUCAAUAUAAGACAAAAAUGUCUAUCUGUAGAUUAAUAUAUGCAGUCACUUCAUUGUUUCAAAAAAAACUAAAGCCAAUGGUAUAUGUUCCCUACUGGUGGUACAAUGAAAUAGCAUUUUGUGAAGAUAACUUGGAUGAACCAGCAAAUUUUCAGUUAUAUGUUCUAAAUGAAUUAAAGAAAGAUGGCCUCUUAAAAAUAGGUUAUAGGAAAAUUAAUUCGGCAAUAUUUACCAUGAAUCAUAAAGAUAUAGACUAUAUUAUAAAAUUAGCCAUGAAACAUGACGCUAUUCUUUGUACUAAUAAUAAUGACAUAAUUGAAUAUUAUUUAGAAAUGAAUGCAAAUGCCAAAGUCUCCAAAUUUAUUUCUAAAGGAACCUUUUUUGUAUUAACCAAUUACCUAUAA